GCAUUACUCUUCUGACAAUCUCGUUUCCAUACGACACGAUACAUACGUUCAUUCACUGGAUAUCGAAAUGCGUAUGCAAAGUAUAAGGGGGCAAUGGGCAGUCCUUGCCGUAGUUUGCGUGGUUAAUUUACGAUUAGCUUUCUGCGAGAAAGAAUUGGGAAGCGAAAAGAAAGUGUCUUCCGAAGAACUGCGACAACACUCUUGUUGCGCCCGGCAUGAAAAGAUGAUCGACGUCGGAUAUGGGAUAUCCGGAGAAACUAUCCAAAUCGACGCUGGGCACUGCCGAAAAUUAUGCCCGCGACACGUUUCCGACGAUCCCGGGGAUGCGAGUCGUCCAGCAGUGCAGAAAUGCUCGUUGGAUUCCCGUUGUCGUGCAAGAGCCGCCAAAUUGGAAAGAGUGUCAACGUUGCAGGGUGUUCGCGUCAUCGAAGCUAUAGACGCCUGCGAGUGUUUGCCGGAAACAUCUUGCAAACGAGAAUCCUACAUCCAUCUCGUGCAUUCCGGCACACCGCACCAGACCGUCGUAGAUACUGGGGUUUGCUUUGGUCAUUGCGAUAAAGAUCUUGGUUGUAAACCGGUGCGAAAUAAUACAAUCAGCGUCAAAGGGCCAAAUGGAGAUGAAAUCUAUCAAGUGGUAGAGAAAUGCGGCUGCGCCGGUAAUUGUCACCGAAUGGACCAUAUGGAGACUGUGUUGGAUUACAGCGAAGUAACGAUCAAAGAGGGUACAAAUACAACCGACGUGAGACCCGUUGUCCGACAAAUAAAUGUCGGACAAUGUGUCGGAACAUGUCCAGGAAACGAGACGGAAACAUGCCUUUUACGUGAUAAGAAAGAGCCAUACAGAUGUCUAGCUGGUCUAUACUCGAAGCAGCAUAGUUGCACACCAACCACAUUCAAAGUACACGAGUACAGAACCCGACGAGGUGCGAAGAGAGAAAUAAUUCAGAUCACUCAGUGUGCCUGCAUCUAAAUUGAAAUUACAGCAGCCAGUCAUACUCAAAUCGAAUCAAGGACAAAAAAGAGAAAGAAAGAUAUUGUGUUAAAUAUACAAUGCUACGAUAGUGUGUUAGAUAUACAAUACUUUGCACACUCAUGUUCCUAAAUGCAUUAUGUACUAAUCUAUCAUGACUAAAUAAAUCAACAACAUUUUCUUCAAGGA
Cataglyphis hispanica is the source of this 1159-nucleotide messenger RNA. RefSeq lists its product as uncharacterized. The transcript has 8 exons. Bases 68 to 970 code for a protein of 300 amino acids. NCBI's taxonomy places the organism in Eukaryota, Metazoa, Arthropoda, Insecta, Hymenoptera, Formicidae. The record is from RefSeq and is a predicted model, not a curated record.